AUGAAACGACCCAAGGCGCUAGCGGAGUACAUGCCGGACAAGAACAAGAUGACCAUCCUCCUGGUCAGCUCAUGCGGUCCGGCACCUCUGAGAAGAGCGUGAGAUGGGUGCCGUUCGACGGUCCUUACAUCUCGAUGAUCCUCCCCCAGUCGUCGAAGCCUUACAAGUUCAACAUCAUGAUCCAGAACGCCUCGGGGCAUCCCCGAGACAUCGGCUUCAAGAUUCAGAACCUUCCGUGUUUCGAGAUGCAGUACAGGCCGUCCAGGGGCACUCAGAUCGCGUCGGGGCUCCAGUGCAUGUUCGAGAUCCUGGCUCACCUCAACGAGCCCGGAGAGUUCAACGGAGAGGUCCUCUUCACCAGCGCCGAUGAGACGCAACGACUGGCCGUCUGCCCAGUCUUCCUCAAGGUCCUCCACUCCUCGUCCUCAGCCGCGAAGCUCUGGCACCCCCUCCAGGAGGAGACGACUCCUUCAGCCGUCGCCUACGACACGUCCUCCGACUCCUUGAACGCCAAGGGCACUACUCUCAAGAAGGCAGCCAGCACGCCCUCCACCCAGUCGAUCCCUCGCGAUUGGACCCAGCACCGGAUCCACGGCGGAAGCAAGGACGUGUUCAUGCCGCUGACGGUGAGGGCAGGCUUCCGACAUGGCCGAGCGACGCGACCAGUCUCAAGUCCUCCUGGAGGACGAUCUUCUCCCUCCUACUCUCCUUGGAAGCCAACGCAUAACGGCUCGGAUCGGGAUGAGCCCCCGCACUCAGCUCGAGUGAAGUUGUGCCUUGCAAUCUAGAUGCUUUGUGACGUGUAGCUUAUGUAAUGAUGAAUAACGAUGAGAUGAUGUAAUGAAUAAAUGAAGUAAGUGACUCUC
Guillardia theta CCMP2712 is the source of this 866-nucleotide messenger RNA. RefSeq lists its product as hypothetical. The record is from RefSeq and is a predicted model, not a curated record. The coding region runs from base 72 to 788 and encodes 238 amino acids. The transcript has 2 exons. NCBI's taxonomy places the organism in Eukaryota, Cryptophyceae, Pyrenomonadales, Geminigeraceae.